AUGACAGACAAUAGAUCAAGUGUAAUAAAUAAACAGAACCCAGAUGUAAUAACGCAAGACAUCACCUGGAAAAUGAUUGAAUCAGCGCAAAUUAAAAUAAUGAGAGAGGCAUUUAAUCAACGUUAUAAAAAAGAUAGUCAGAUUAUUAGAGAUUACGCUACGUAUAUAAAAAAUUUACGAAAUGCUGAAAAUAAAGAUAAAUAUAUAAAAUAUACUGCAAUAACACUUUUUCCAAAUGAGGAGGCAUAUAAUAGAAGAAUGGCAAGAUAUAGAAAAUG
Molecule: messenger RNA, 278 nt
Organism: Diversispora eburnea
Lineage: Eukaryota; Fungi; Glomeromycota; Glomeromycetes; Diversisporales; Diversisporaceae
Source: the annotation of a GenBank genome assembly